UUUGUUUUAAAACAAAAGAUGAACAUAUACCAAUACAACCCCGUGGCAAAAUAUGGGUACAACAGGGGUAAAUGGCCGCCCGGUGUAAGCAAGUUGAAACACCAGGACCUGUACGUGAGUACAGACUCUCAUACCUCUAUAGUAUUCCCCGAGUUUACCAAGUAUGCCAUCAAAGUUUCAACAACCUACCUUGAUGACUCUGUUAGUGUGGGGUGGAAAGAGCAACCGCUUGAUUAUUGGAAUAUCCGGGUUAAUUUCGCCACUUAUUGUGCAGCCACCGCAUUAGGCAUGUGCCAAGCACAUGACGGGAUCCGUACCCCUCAUUAAAAGUUAAGAAAAGUCACAAAAAUUCAAGGAAUUUUAUCCAGUUCUUAAAAAGUUAUGAGACUUUGAAAAUGCCGCGGGCACUUUAUGCCCCUUAUGCCCCUACUGACCAGAAAAGUAAUGACGUCAGCCGGGGCCACAUCCAAAUAUGGAAAAAGUGACACCUAGUGGUUUUUGUAUUCAAAUCAACCAAAAAAUAGAUUCUAAUCAAAAAAUUACUUUUAAAAAGUCUCUGCACACGAAAAUCUAAUUUGUAACAUAGUUACCUUCACUAUGCCUGUCUGUCAGUGGCCAGAAGGAUAAUCUUUUCAGGAAAUCGAAAUUGUUAAGGUGGGAAAAUUACGCUGAGUCUCAAACCUUUUUCCGCGGUCAAAUCUAUUGUUCUAUGCUGACAUGGUCAAUAUCGGGAAAUCGUUUGUUUUGAGAGGGAAUGGCCUCGCUUACCUGAACAAAAUAAUUAAUUGUUGUAUUCUUUAAGAGGGUAAGAUGUGACCGCGCCGAUUGUGUGCUCAUUGAUUGAUUGUAAUUCGGGGGUGGCUAUGAGGUGGAUUUGAAUUUUAGAGAUCUGCUUUGACAUUGGUUUGCGUAUAAACUUUCGUUCGAGAGAAACGGAAUUUGAUAUCCUCGAAGAAAGCUUAGUUAAAUAGGCUAGUCCGUCAACUGAAUCAAGUUGCUUAAGCAACAGCACCUUGUGGAUGAUUUUUACACGAGUUAGCAUUCUUACAUCUUUUAACCUUAACUGGGAUAAGAAUAUGCUAAGAAUAUCCCAGCAAGAUUUCGACCCUGUAGUUAGGAAUAUUUAGCUAUGUUGAAACGAAAAAACAGUAUUCUUAUAAAAAAGUGUAUACACACAACACCAUGAAUCUGAAAAUUUCGCAAUUUAUCAAAUUAUUAAGUAAAGAAAUUUUAGUACUUUCAAUUCAUGUUUUUUAUGAAAGAUUUAUGACAAUAAUGGAAUUUAUAAUACUGCAUUAACGGGAGAAAGAAUACUUAAUAAAUAAAAUGUAAAAUAAGAAUAAAAAUAUCUUUCUGCUGAUUAUUUUCAAAUACAGUUAGUUUUUAGUUUUUCUUUUUUUCCCCAAAAAUAUAACUAUCCAACGACAAAAAAAGACAUCUAAAGGUAACACAAUUUCGAAGAGGAUUAAAAAGAACUUUUGUAAUGGCUAUCCCAAUUGCAAAAAUUAUCCUCAUAGUUGGAAGCGCAAUAUUGUUCAUCUUCCUGGCUGGCUGCUGCGGUGGAAAUGCAUGGCUUAAGCGAGACACAGUUGAUUUUCAACGAGGCCUGUGGAAAGAUUGUGUGCGUGACAUGUGCUCGAAGAUUGAAAAUGCUGUCGACUGGGUGGAAGCUGUCCGAGCAUUUGCGGUUCUCGCGCUCGUCGCAAGUAUUAUAUGCUUAAUUUUAUUAAUCCUCAUCCUUGCAACAGGACAAGGGAAAGGAUACUACAUAUCAUUUUUUGCUCUUUUAGCAGGAGGUUUUAUAGCGUUAGCGCUAGUUGUUUUCACUGUACACAGAAAAAAAGACCUUUUAGAAUUCGGUUGGAGUUAUGUUUUUGGUUGGAUUGGAAUGACAGUUGCAGCAGUAAUCGCAGUGAUCGGAGUUCUUGCUGCAAGAGCUGGCUGUUGCCUACGUCAACCUCAGGUCAAAUGGCUAUUACUGAUGCAUUUUGCAAAGGCAUUGGAAAUUCUGUGGCUUGUUUUUUUACGUUUUCUACCUAGUGGGCAUGCUCAAUGUUUCUCAAAGCAAAAUUAGAAUAUUGCGUCACACGGAAAGGGAUCUCUACCAGCAAAUCUAGCACAAUGUGCAUGAGGACAGGACGUCAUGCGAACAUCCUAUUUGCUAAGCAAAUAUUUGUUAUCAAACAUUUAUCAUCUUCAACUAAUUCUGAGAUCUGUUCUCUUAAAAAAAGGUGAAAGGGAUUGAAAGCUAACAGGGUACAAUGAAAGUGUUUUUUUUGCGGUUAUUUUAGAGCUAAAAAGUCAUUGUGCCUGUACGACAAAUACUUUCCGAUGAAUUAAUAAUAAGAAUUUACGCAGGCAUAUAGCUAUGUUAUGUGAAAUAUGAUCAAUUGCAUAUUCCCCCGGGCAUUAUGUUUUAGGGUUAGGGCUAAUAUACUUAAUUUUCUGAAUUUAUCACAAUCCCAGUAGUAUAUAAAUCGUGAUAUUUGAUUUGCAUGCAACAUUGAGAGGAGUCAGUUGCUUUAAUUUAUAUCAGGUCGGAUAUUCUUGAUGUUUUAUAAACAUAACGGCGAAUUAGCCAGAUACUUUAGGAGAGCUUUAUUUGUUCUUGUAUUAUUCAAGGCAAAAUGGAAAUGCUAUCAGUUUGA
Hydractinia symbiolongicarpus is the source of this 2648-nucleotide messenger RNA. RefSeq names its product lens fiber membrane intrinsic protein-like. Bases 1484 to 2074 code for a protein of 196 amino acids. Lineage: Eukaryota; Metazoa; Cnidaria; Hydrozoa; Anthoathecata; Hydractiniidae. The record is from RefSeq and is a predicted model, not a curated record. Gene Ontology annotation, cellular component: membrane. The transcript has 3 exons.